AUGAGCUCGAUGCAGAGGAGGCGGGCGACGGCUGCUUGCGGUUCAGAGGACGAGGUGAGGGCAGCGCCACAUCGUUGGACUAGGCAGCUUGCAGGUGCGGGCGUAGGAGGAAGGUGGAGGAGACCGGCGAGGAUGCAUGGAGGAAGGCGAGCAGCGAAGGUCGACGCCGUCCUGUGCGGCUGCUACAGAGCCUCCGGCAGCGCGGAUCCUGUCGAGGACAGGCGCGAGAGGCGAGUCCGUCGCGAGGAAGCUCUGAAGCAACGAACAGGGUGCGGGGCGCCAUGA
Messenger RNA from Triticum turgidum subsp. durum (durum wheat), 285 nucleotides. The record is from the annotation of a GenBank genome assembly. NCBI's taxonomy places the organism in Eukaryota, Viridiplantae, Streptophyta, Magnoliopsida, Poales, Poaceae.